Messenger RNA from Physeter macrocephalus (sperm whale), 693 nucleotides. RefSeq names its product F-box only protein 44-like. Gene Ontology annotation, biological process: glycoprotein catabolic process; SCF-dependent proteasomal ubiquitin-dependent protein catabolic process. Gene Ontology annotation, cellular component: SCF ubiquitin ligase complex; cytoplasm. The transcript is spliced from 3 exons. The record is from RefSeq and is a predicted model, not a curated record. Lineage: Eukaryota; Metazoa; Chordata; Mammalia; Artiodactyla; Physeteridae. Gene Ontology annotation, molecular function: ubiquitin protein ligase activity; protein binding. Bases 10 to 399 code for a protein of 129 amino acids.
GUCUGGGUCAUGCGGAGGGUGUGGGCAGAGGCUCCUCCCGGCACGACACCGCCCCGCCCCAGGAGAGCCAUGGCGGUGGGGAACAUCAACGAGCUGCCCGAGAACAUCCUGCUGGAGUUGUUCACGCACGUGCCCGCCCGCCAGCUGCUGCUGCGUUGCCGCCUGGUCUGCAGCCUCUGGCGAGACCUCAUCGACCUCGUGACCCUCUGGAAGCGCAAAUGCCUGCGUGAGGGCUUCAUCACCGAAGACUGGGACCAGCCCGUGGCCGACUGGAAGGUCUUCUACUUCCUCCGCAGCCUCCACAAGAACCUCCUGCAUAACCCGUGCGCCGAAGACUCCAGGACUAGGCCUACUAGGACUGCCCAGAAGACAAAGGGGGCUUUGCUUAUGAGAGAAUGAGAGAUCCAGUCUUCUUCCCAGCACAUUCCAACAAAAGGUAAAACAAGACUUCUGCGGUCAUCCAGAGCCCCCUCUUUUCCCUUGCUGUGUUGUAAAUGAUUAAGUAGACACUUUGAUGGGAUGAGAACCUCAAUCUCUAUUAUGUGGCCAAAUUCUGGAGCAAAAUGAUAGUAAAACAACCCCAAGCUGUCCAGAGCUUUCAGAUGCCUGCCUCACUUGACUCCCCAACGGCCAUGUUCUUGGCCAGCAUGUUGACAAACUAUGGUCCAUAAGCCAAAUCUGGCCUAGGAGCUA